Stylonychia lemnae is the source of this 708-nucleotide messenger RNA. The record is from the annotation of a GenBank genome assembly. Lineage: Eukaryota; Ciliophora; Spirotrichea; Sporadotrichida; Oxytrichidae.
AUGACCAAGAAUAAUCAUUUCUCUCUAAAAUAGCAUUAAUGCCCUUACAAUGGUUGCUCAAAGAUUUUUGCAGAAAAAGGAAAUUUAAUAGUGCACUAUAGAAUUCAUUCAGGAGAAAAACCUUUUAAUUGCUAGUUUUGCGAAAAGAAAUUUACUUCUACUGGCAAUUGCAAUGAUCACCAAAGGCGUCACUUCAAAUAAAAACAUUACUAACUCACGAAGCAUCUCUUAAAAUAGCAUCCAUAUUAAUCUAAUAUUGAUAAAACAAUGAUAGUAAAAACAAUUCUAGAACAAAACGAUUUCGAUUAAAGUCUAUAAGCAGAAGUCAAUUUCAAAGUUUCCCAAAAAAAAACUAUAAAAUCAGAUUUACAAUAAGGUAUAACGAAUAUUGUUUCCUUUGGUCAAAAAGAUGAUGACCAAUAUUGUGGCUAAGUUUCUGUCUAAAAUAAUCAAUCAAUUUCUCCAAUUGGUAAAGAUUAAAGUUAGGAAAAAAUAACUUCAAAUAAUCUCUAAUCUUCUUAUCUGAAUUCACCUAUCUAAUGCAGAUCUACAGAAGAACAAGAUUGUAGUCCUUCCAAAUUUUUGGUUAAUUAAUGGGAUCCCUUUUCAGGAGAUUCUUUAUCAAUUGAUUAAACGGAUGAUUUAUAUAAAUCAAUUAUAUCAAUUCGAUCUUAAACUCCAUACUAAGAUUCUAAAAUCUAUGAUUGA